AUGACACAAGAAGAAGAAGAUGCCCCCGCACCAGUCAAGGUUUAUGUGUAUGAUCUAUCUCAUGGACUUGCAGCCGUGUAUGCACCUGCAAUACUAGGAAUUCCUCUUGAUGGAAUCUACCACACUUCCACUGUUGUUCAUGGCAAAGAAUAUUAUAUCGACCAAGGAAUAAAGGAAGCAAGUCCGGGAACAACCAAAUACGGCACGCCACGAGAGGUGAUAGAUAUGGGUGAGACCUAUGUCACCAAAGACAUACUUGACGAUUUCUUGCAAGAGCUUCAUGUUAGGGAAGACAAAAAGUACCACGCAAGCAAAUAUGAUCUUUUCGACAAUAAUUGUAACCAUUUCACAGAUACGAUGCUUGAGUUUUUAACUGGUUCCCAUUUGGAAGAUCGUAUUCUAGGGUUGCCACAGCGAGUGUUGGCUUCACCUAAUGGUAUGAUCUUGAGACAGAUGAUAGGAGGUGGUGCUAUAGCCUAG
This is a messenger RNA of Meyerozyma guilliermondii ATCC 6260, 480 nucleotides long. RefSeq lists its product as uncharacterized. The transcript has a single exon. Gene Ontology annotation, molecular function: peptidase activity. The coding region runs from base 1 to 480 and encodes 159 amino acids. The record is from RefSeq and is a predicted model, not a curated record. NCBI's taxonomy places the organism in Eukaryota, Fungi, Ascomycota, Pichiomycetes, Serinales, Debaryomycetaceae. Gene Ontology annotation, biological process: protein modification by small protein removal.